Molecule: messenger RNA, 690 nt
Organism: Malassezia restricta
Lineage: Eukaryota; Fungi; Basidiomycota; Malasseziomycetes; Malasseziales; Malasseziaceae
Product: p-loop containing nucleoside triphosphate hydrolase protein
Exons: 1
Coding region: 1-690 (229 amino acids)
Cellular component (GO): cytoplasm
Molecular function (GO): ATP binding; kinase activity
Source: RefSeq, a predicted model, not a curated record
AUGCAGGAUGCUAUGAUUGAUCGUUUGUCACAGCUUAUCCUCGAGCGACGCGAUUGUAUGGAUCCAUCGCGCCGCUUGCUUGUGGGUAUAGCAGGCAUUCCAGGAUCAGGAAAGUCAAGUCUUGCCCAUCACAUUUCAGGUCGAAUUGAAUCUUUGCGUGGACCUUGCUGCGUGACAAUCGGUAUGGACGGCUGGCACUUUCCGCGCGCCGUCCUGGAUAAAAUGGAUAACCAAGAAGAAGCCUAUAAGCGUCGUGGUGCCGCUUUUACCUUUGAUGCGGAGGCAUUUGUUUCCUUCGCUCAGCGCCUCCGCCAGGAAGGUAUGAAUGAAUUAUCUGCCCCCUCAUUUUCCCAUGCUGAAAAAGAUCCAGUACCCAAUGACAUUAAUAUAAGACAAUCGCACACAAUUGUUCUGAUCGAAGGCUUGUACUGUUGUCUGAAUCUGGAACCCUGGCGUCGUGCCACUGAAUGCUGGGAUCUACGUUGGUUCGUCGACACAUCACCAUCUGUCGCGCGUGAAAGAUUAAUUCGGCGACAUGUCGAGUCUCGCAUCUGUAAUGACGCGGCAUCUGCUGCUCAACGUGCAGAUACAAACGACUUGCCUAAUGGCGACUGGAUUCUUGCACAUAUCUACGAGCCAGUAUCUUAUUGGCACAUACCCUCAUGGGAUGCGCUGCCUACUAAAGCUUAG